UAGAUAGCUACUAGUGGAAGAUAUCAUGUGUAAUUAUUAUUAUAUGGGACCCCAAUAGAUACCCCACUUCAUUAUCUCUACCCAAGUUCUUUAGUGUUCUUCGUACUUUUUGGCGUUUCUUGCUUGCUAUCUCUGUUUUCUUUCAUGUGAAAAGUUUAAGAUAUUGUGAAGCCUGAACAGAUUCAGAGGGUGAUCAUCAAAAAAAGCAUAGUAUGACCCACGAGAAUGGCCCAUGGCUCUGGACAACUACAAUCUAUGGUUUGAACACCACCUCUUUGAUGAAAAUGGCCAAAGAACUUUCCCAAUAUCAACAACUCCAUUUGUGGAUCAUAUUACUGGGUUUUUUUCACUUGAUAUGGAUCUUGCUGACAAGCAGCAGCUGCAGCAGUCCUUGGGAAAGAGUACGAGGCAUCGAUGCAGUGAAUGGAUUUUUCGAGAUGUACCAAGUGAUAUAACUAUAGAUGUGAGCGGAGUAAUAUUUUCUUUGCACAAGUUUCCUCUUGUCUCUAGAAGUGGACGAAUACGGAGCUUAGUUGCAGAACAUAGGGAUUCUGAUAUCUCAAGAAUUGAGCUUCUUAAUUUGCCAGGAGGUUCUGAGUCUUUUGAGUUGGCUGCAAAAUUCUGUUAUGGUAUAAAUUUUGAGAUUACAUCUACAAAUGUUGCUCAGCUCUGUUGUGUCUCUGAUUUCCUCGAAAUGACUGAAGAAUUCUCAAAAGACAACCUUGGCUCCAGGGCUGAGGAAUAUCUAGAUAGCAUUGUUUGCAAGAACCUUGAAAUGUGUAUUGAAGUGUUGCAACAAUGUGAAAACCUGCUGCCUCUUGCUGAUGAACUAAAAAUAGUUAAUCGUUGCAUAGAAGCCAUAGCCUCAAAAGCUUGUGCAGAGCAAAUAGCUUCUAGUUUCUCACGUUUAGAGUAUAGCAGCUCAGGGAGGCUACACAUGAGCAGGCAAGCCAAAUGUGAUGGUGACUGGUGGAUAGAAGAUCUGUCUGUUCUUCGCAUUGACAUGUAUCAACGUGUCAUAACUGCAAUGAAACGUCGUGGGGUCCGGCCUGAGAGCAUUGGUGCCUCCCUUGUGAGUUAUGCUCAGAAAGAAUUAACAAAGAAAUCCAGCUUGUGGAAUCCCUCUAGCCAGAUUAAAGUUGAUUCUGAUUUAAUUGGUCAUGAAAAGCUUGUGGUUGAGACUAUAGUCAGCCUUUUGCCAGUGGAGAAGCUUGCUGUUCCAAUCACUUUCCUUUUUGGGCUUCUGAGAAGUGCAGUGAUGCUUGAUUGUACUAUAUCUUCUAGACUUGACUUAGAAAGAAGAAUUGGCUCGCAUCUUGAUGUUGCCACUAUUGAUGAUCUUCUGAUUCCAUCGUUUAAGCAUGAAGGUGAUACCUUAUUUGAUGUAGACACAGUUCAUAGAAUUUUGUUAAACUUUUGUCAGCAGGAUGAUAGUGAAGAUGAUCUGGAUGAUGCUUCUGUUUUUGAAUCUGACAGCCCUCGUUCUCCUACACAAACAGCAUUAGUUAAAGUGGCAAAAUUAGUCGACAAUUACCUUGCUGAAAUUGCCCCUGAUGCAAACCUGAAGCUUUCAAAGUUUAUGGUCAUUGCGGAAACCUUGCCAGCACAUGCACGAACUGUUCAUGACGGGUUAUAUCGAGCCAUUGACAUUUAUUUGAAAGCUCAUCCAGGUUUGUCAGAUUUGGAGAAGAAGAAGCUAUGCAAACUGCUUGAUUUCCAAAAGCUUUCACAAGAAGCUGGGGCUCAUGCUGCACAAAAUGAGCGUCUACCCCUACAGUCAAUAGUUCAGGUUCUUUACUUUGAGCAGUUGAGGUUAAGAAAUGCCUUGUGCUGCUCCUCUGUUGAAGAUGACCCUAGGCCAAUGCAUCAGUCAUGGCGCAUGAGCAGUGGAGCUCUGAGUGCAGCAAUGUCUCCCCGAGACAACUAUGCAUCAUUGAGACGAGAAAAUCGCGAGUUAAAACUCGAGUUAGCUCGGUUAAGAAUGAGAUUAAAUGAUCUGGAGAGAGACCAUGUGUUCUUGAAAAGGGAUAUGGCAAAGUCUGGCUCAAGAAAAUUUAUGAGUUCUUUCUCAAGGAGGAUCAGUAAGCUUAACUUCUUUGGACUUGGCUCUUCUAGAGGAUCUAGUUCUCCUCCAUCCAGGAAUUCUCAGAGAAUAGAUUCAAAGGUGAUUGGGAGAACCUGUGCUAGCACUGACUAGGUAAAAUUGUAACAACUUGUUGAACUGGAUUCUCUACAAUAGUAAUGCAUUUGGAGAAACACACAAAAGAAUGUAAUUGUAUAUCAUCAGACUCACUUGUACUUUUUACACUGAUCCUCUCUUUUUAUGAAUACAUUAUUUUAUGACUGAUAGAUUCUGAUC
Prosopis cineraria is the source of this 2359-nucleotide messenger RNA. Its product is annotated as BTB/POZ domain-containing protein At5g48800-like. Bases 233 to 2197 code for a protein of 654 amino acids. The transcript has 6 exons. Lineage: Eukaryota; Viridiplantae; Streptophyta; Magnoliopsida; Fabales; Fabaceae. Gene Ontology annotation, molecular function: protein binding. The record is from RefSeq and is a predicted model, not a curated record.